Malania oleifera is the source of this 1167-nucleotide messenger RNA. Its product is annotated as non-specific lipid transfer protein GPI-anchored 20-like. The record is from RefSeq and is a predicted model, not a curated record. The transcript has 3 exons. NCBI's taxonomy places the organism in Eukaryota, Viridiplantae, Streptophyta, Magnoliopsida, Santalales, Ximeniaceae. The coding region runs from base 138 to 539 and encodes 133 amino acids.
CUCAUGGUGAAAACCAAAAUGUUAAGCCAUUAAUUUCGCGCCUACUGGUAGUGGCCUUGAUGGUGGCAGCCGUGCCCAUCUCCAGCCAGGUCAACUCGCCGUGCACGACUUCUAUGAUCUCAAGCUUCACUCCCUAAAUGAACUUUGUCACCAAUAACACCACCAAUGGCACGUCGCUGAACGCUGGCUGCUGCAGCUCGCUGAGGUCGCUCGUGGGCAACGACACCGGCUGUAUCUGCUUCAUUGUCGCAGGGAGCGUCCCCAUCCAACUGCCCAUCAACCGAACUCUCGCUAUCUUCCUCCUGCGCGCCUGCAACAUGCCCCGCGUCCCCGUCCCAUGCAACGCUUCCGGUGCACCUAUUCUCACUCUAGGUCCUAACGCAUUUGGGCCAGUUCGCUCUCUUGGGUUAUUCCCUCCUCUUAGUCCCCAAGGUAAUCCGUUGAACCUAGAUCGCCAGCGACCUAUCUCGCCGCCAAUCCCUGUUGAGCUGCGCGUAACAGGUGGAGACAGCAGCACCAACCCCAGCAGCUUAUGUUGAAAUGGAGACAGCAGCCCUCCACCAACUCUACCAACCAUGCUGAAAUUAAGCCACCAAAAUUUUACCCCCAUCCAUGACUAUAUAAAUGAGAUGUGUGUGUAAUUUGUGAGUGAAUUGUGGCAGAAACGGGAGGAAGAGAGAGAGAGAGAGAGAGAGAGAGAGAAAUUGUGUGUUGAGAGAGAGAGAGUUGAGUUGAGCAGUGGCUCCUCCUUCUCGUAUUUAUUCAUCCAGUUUAUAGUGAGAUUAGUGUGCUCUAUGAAGAUCAGAUUGGACUGAACCACGUUAAAUCUGGUGUUUCAUUUUGGUUGUUUAUUUUUCUUAUGUGUGAUUACUAUUCCUAGAUCCCCUAAUAAUUUUGACCUCCAUGUCGUGCAUCUGUCCCUCCACAUCGUCGCAUCUGCUUCAUGUGACGCAUUUCCAAGUUGUCGCAUCUGCUUCUCCAAUUUUCUAAAUCUCAAGUAAAAACAAAGAAAGAGGAAGGAAGAAGAACCAUUCGGCUGCAACAUUGGGCUUUCCUUUUGGGAGCAGCUCAGGGAGGCUUUCCUUUUCUAAUACAUACCAUGUGUCAAAUUUUUAUAGGGGAGACACAAGUCCACGUGGAGGAGCUAUAAUUGCAAACAACUUUCCA